UGAAUCUAGUUAAGCAGUCGGACACAUUACUUGCAGGAGGGAUCAUCAUUAAAGGAACUGGGCAUAAAACAGUCUGAUUGCAAUGGCAAAACUAGCUUAACUUGGCUUUGCAGAUAACUAACUGGAUGUAAUUGGACAAAUUUAUCCCUGUCGCAACGCUCUUGGUUUCAGUAAGGAUAUCUAAAUUAGAUUCAUGCUUUUUCCUUCUGUUUCUAUAUUGUACUGACCUUUUUAGCAGAAAACAGAGAGGACAGCAGCCAGUCAGGCACAGGUGUGUGACCUGCUUUUGUGAUAAUGGAACAAUCCAGAGAUUCCUCUUCUAAUUUAUUUUAUGCAUUCAUAUCCCAUACAUAAUAACUAAGUUUGCAAAAUGCUUUGAAGAUGUAAAUGUUAAGGGUCUUAAGCAAAGCCUACUGAUGUUAUCAAGCUUGGUGUUGCAUACAACUUCAUUCACCCUCGUAACUUCUCCUUUUAGCAGGCUAGUAGUAUUUCUAUUUUGCAGAGGAAACAGGAAACUAAAGCAUUUCUGCUCAGGCCUGCAGAAAGACUACCCAUGCCACAGAUGAAAAGUUGUGUUCUGAACCUAUGACAGGAAGUCAAGUGUGAGACCAUGCUCUUUUUGGAUAACAUCCCUGGCUUUUAGGUUUUUAUGGACUAGGGACAGCAUAACUGUAUCUGAUGUAUGUGGCUUUUUCCCUUCCAGAUUUGGGAAGAAACAUGAACAAAAUGAAUUGUAUCCUGAUCAGUGCUUUCAUUACUUUGGUUGUUUUUUGCAGUUCUGGCUACUCUCUGAGAUGUUAUACAUGUGAACAAAGUCCUGUAUUGUGCAAGACCAAUGGUACCUGCAUACCUGGUGAAGAUGCUUGCCUACAGAUCAGACUUCCUAAAGUGAAAACAUACGCCUGCUGGAAGAAUUCCAGAUGCAACACAAAUGAGAUUGCCUCUGUGUUUCAUGCUGAUAACUUUGAGUACUUUUGCUGCCAAACUGAUAUGUGCAAUAAGAGUCCAACUACAGUGACUAGUAAAACUGCCUUCAGUGUUGCCACCAUAAUGACUAUGAUCUGGAUACUCUGCUUUUAAAGAUGACUUGCUGUCACUGUUAUUUGUACUUAACAUUUUCUCAGUUCUAACUGUGGGAGGAGGAGGCAGGAACACAUUUAUUACCUGUUACUUUUAAAUCCUAUUUCAUAGAUUGCUUUCUGUUGAGGGUAAAUGGCUGUCUACAGCAAACUGGGAAAAGGAGUAUAAAUAUCUUAUGCCAUAUUUGUGGAGAAAAUAACUUGAAUGGAAAAGGUGUACAUAGGGUCACUAAAGAAAGAUAAUUUUCUAGCAAUUAAUGUACCUUCAGUGUUCUAUAAAUUUGCAGUUAUGAUUUUUCUUUUUGAGUAAGUCUUAGCCUCAGAUUAGUGCAUUAGUUGAUCUGAUGCCACUUGUAACUGGUAAAAGUGUUUAAUUGCAAUGGUGUCAAAUCCUGGUUCCUUUCCCAACUUUAAAUGUUUUGCAAAAGGAUUGAGGCUUUUGGAAUACCAAUUAUUUAGUAGGAAAGCUUAUGAACUUUUUAUACCUUGAUUUACCCUUCAGCUGUAUAUUGUAAAUAUGAGGAAUGCCUUGCCUCCCAAGUUUUAUGAGCAUGCAGACAUGUACUUGCUACUUGAGUAUCUUGUGUAAACUUUCUCUUUAGCUUACGGAAGCUUUCACAUCUAAGAUGCAAGUUGAGCAUGUGCUUUGUGCAACAAACUGCUUAAUGUAUUGAAAGUUAUCUACAAAGCAGUUAAGAAUUUAAAAGGAAGAUCAGUUAGACAUGCCCAGUAUGGAUAUCCUUCACUUUACUUUUUAUUUGGCUUCAAAAUAUAUCAACAAGUAAGACCUAAAUAGGAGUUUAACUAUCUGUGUUCCAGACCUGGACUGGGAACUCUUGGAACUGAAUUUUAUGCAACAUUUAGAACUUGCAGUAUUUUACUGCAACUAACACUAUUAUGUAUUGCAUGAGAGACCAUUCUUUCUGAUCAUGUAAAAUGUUCUUGACACAGUUGGGUUGUUCCUUUUUUUUUUUUUUUCCCGUUCUUGCCUGCCUCACUACCCCCCCCCACCAAAUGUACUGGCCCACUGAGCAACACGAGGAAUAUCUUUAAUGCUUUCACUGUAUUUAGGCACCUUUCUUAAUUGGAUAUUAUAUUAUGUCAAAUCUUCUUCCUCUCAUACAGUGUGUUUAUGGUAUUGUCUUUAAAAAAAAAAAAAAGUGUUCAGGGGUGCUGCCUUGUCUUGAAGUUGGAUCAGUUGCCAAAGACUUGUUUUCUAAUUGUGGGUUCCUUGGCCUGUGAUAUCCUUGGUCUGUCUUGGUGACCAGCUUCUACUUUUCAGUCAAAACUGAGCAGAUAAUUGUACCAUACUUUUCCUUGUGAAAACUAAGACAGUUUUGGAUUUCUGCUGCUUUUGGUCAAAAUUUUAUUUUGGCUAUCACAGAAUUCAGAACGUAAACAAUUGCUCAGAAUGUGAAUGGCUAUGGUGAUUUUUGUUUAAUAAAAAAAGGCAGAAAAAUAAAGA
Molecule: messenger RNA, 2544 nt
Organism: Gavialis gangeticus (Gharial)
Lineage: Eukaryota; Metazoa; Chordata; Crocodylia; Gavialidae
Gene: CD59
Product: CD59 molecule
Exons: 3
Coding region: 679-1080 (133 amino acids)
Source: RefSeq, a predicted model, not a curated record